Messenger RNA from Ctenocephalides felis (cat flea), 1668 nucleotides. RefSeq names its product serologically defined colon cancer antigen 8 homolog. Gene Ontology annotation, cellular component: centriole; centrosome. The record is from RefSeq and is a predicted model, not a curated record. Lineage: Eukaryota; Metazoa; Arthropoda; Insecta; Siphonaptera; Pulicidae. The coding region runs from base 1 to 1668 and encodes 555 amino acids. The transcript is spliced from 12 exons. Gene Ontology annotation, biological process: establishment of cell polarity; neuron migration; tube formation.
AUGAAGUUGGGUAGUACCAAUGGAAGCACUUAUAGCAGGCCUAAAUUGGGAGCACUGAGGUCAAGUUACUCGAGUUUGAGGUCACCAAAAAGUGUCUUAAGCGGAGGAGGCUUCAGCACAAACUUCUAUGAUAAAGAUAGCAAACCGAAAAAAUCCAGAUCAAGAAAACAGACAUCCAAUUAUUAUGGAUCCAGUAUAAACGGGACACCAAAAAUGGACUACCUGAAGAAGCGUACUCCGAAUUACACGGAUCUCGCCUAUAGGGAAGCCGUGACUCGUCUUAGAUAUCUGAUGAACGAAAACUAUAGUCCUGUUAGAUCAAAGUACACUCCUGCUGAUUCUGGAGAAGAAACCGAUGAUAAAUCUUUCCUUGGUAUCGAUAGAUAUCCUUACAGGACUUUUAGUGGAAGCCGACUUUCAAGGAGAUAUCCUAUUUUAUCUAAGGAGAAUGUUAACAUACUUAGACCGACGUUGAAUAAUCAAAUCACAACCAGCAGCCCUGCUACAAAUAUUGAUGCUGCAUCUCAAGAUGGAAAGUUUUCAACUGAUACCAGUAAGGCGCCUCCGGAACUGAUGACCUUCAUUGAGAAACAAGAGGAAUAUAUUGAACAACUAGAGAGGGAAUCACAGUAUUGCAGGGAUGAAUUAUCAGGACUGUUGAGUAAAGUCAAAGACGUGAUAAGCGAAAAUGAAUCUUUGCAUGAAAAGGAUAAUAUACACGAUUCAGAGACUGAAGAUUCUAAUGAAUCAGAUGCCAAGACAGUCCAGAUAAAAGAAAAACCAUCGAAAAAAAUCCAGUUGGAAGGACCUAGUAUCGUAUUUGAAUCUCGUAUCAGUGAAUUGGAAGCACAACUGACUCAAUAUAAAAUUGACUUGAAAAAACUGCAAGACGAAAACGAAUCUUUAAAGAAAAAAGAAUGUGUGGAUUGUUACCAUAGUGACCCAAGUUGCAAAGAAGGAUACAGAAAACAGAUAGAUAAUUUGCAAAGAGAUAAAAGUAACCUUGAAGCUACUAUUUCUAAACUUCAAACAAGUCUAUCGCAAUUAAGGGAUGCCGAAUCUGAUUCAGUUUUAAAAUCGAAACGUAACCAAGGGCUGUUGGAGCAAAUGAUUUUCGAAAAGAGUCAAUCAGAUGCUGAAGUUCGACGACUAAAAGAUGAAUUAGAAAAACAGUAUGAAAGAGUUCGUGAAGCAAAUCAUGAAACAGCUCGCCGAGUUGCCGAAGAAAGAGCUGCUGCUGAUAAGCGAUAUUGUGCUCAGGUCGAUCAACUAGGUGGUGAUUUGAGUAAUCAAUGGGAAACAGCUAAUAAACUUCAAUUGGAGUUAGAAAGACAGCGCCGGAUAGAGUCCGAUUAUAAACGUGAAAUAACAUCCAGAAAUCAUCAGAUUGAUGAUUUGAAAACUGAACUUCGAAAUAAAACAGCUUCUCUGCAAUCUGAUCUUGCCCAGUGCAAUGCUGAGAAACAAUCUUUGGAAGAAGAAAUGCUUCAAUUAAGAUUAUCUCUGGAGAGAGCUGACCGAAAUUCCAAAUCAGAAAUGUCGCGUCUUAACUCUGAGAUUACAUCAUUGCGCCAAAGAUUGGACAGAUCGGAUGCUGAUUUGCUUCAGGCGAGAAGGGAAAACCUGAGAUUGUCAGAACAGUUGGCAAAUUUGCAAAAAGAGGUAUGA